AUGGCGGACGACGAGUCUAACGAGCCAUCGCCGCCGUGCGUCGCGAUGCCGCCCGACUGGGACCCCGCGUUCGACCUCCUCCCCGGCAACGUCGUCGACGACGAGGCGUACUGCGUCCGCGCGCUCCUCGAGCUCGUGGACGAGGUGGUCGCGCUCGAGGCGACGCGCGAGGAGCUCGUCGUGGACCCGGACGGGGAGGACUGGUGGCGCGACCCGGAGGCCGUGGAGGCCGCGGGCGCGGUGACGAUGCUCGUGGAGGACGAGGUCGCCGCCAUCGAGCGCGAGGAGGAGGAGGAGGAGGAGGCGACGACGACGGAGAUGGCACGCGACGAGGACGAGUCGUCGUCCGCGGCGAACGCCAUCGCGUCCGAGCUCGUCGCGCGGGUCGCGGACGCCGCCGCGGAGACGGCGGAGGAGGAGGAAGAGGACGGCGACGAGGAGGACGGCGAGGUGGAGUCCGCGCCGAGGAGGUCGGACCCCGCGCAUCUCGAGCCGCUGCCGGAGCCGGACGACGACGACGACGACGCCGUGCGCAUCUCCCCGCGGUCGAACGAUUCCGACGCGGGCGACGACGAGGAGUUGACCGGGGCGUUAGACGAGAUGCACAGAGCGAUGGACGCGGCGGGGAUGAACGUCGACGACGUGGAGGGCGUCGACGAGCUCACGAGGACGGCGAUGACGACCGCGAGGGACAUGAUGGCGCAGGGCGGCGCGGACGGCGCGGAGGAUGCCCCGGACGCGUACGACGACGACGACGACGCCCGAAAGCGAAACGAAGAAGAAGAAGAAGAAGAAGAAGAACCUUCUUUCCGCGAUUCCCUCGUCGGCGACGACGACGACGACGCGGCCUCCUUAGUCGAGUCCACGGGCGAAGUCGGCGGCGACGACGCGCGCGACGGAGGCGCCGCGCGCGAAGCCGCGGACGACGCCGAGGGGUCCGUCGCCGGGAGCGUCUCGGGGGGCGCGGGCGCGCGCGGCGGCGACGACGUCAGACGCACGGACACGGGCGCCGACGUCCUGACCAUCCAUCACCCCGACCCCGACGACGAUGAAGACGACGAAGACGACGAAGACGACCUCGGCAUCUACGACGACGACGACGACGACGACGAGAACGAUAGCCACGACGGCCUCGACGGCCUCGACGGCGGGAUGGACGAGGAGGAUUUCAUCGCGUUCGGCGGCGCGCGGCUCGCGAAGGCGCCCGCCGCCGCCGCCGGGAACGUGUAUCGCCCCAGCCCGGUGAAACCGUCGAGAGACGACGGUCACGCUCGCGGUCAUGGUCACGGUCACGACGAUGAACCGGAACCCGAACCCGAACCCGGGGCCCAAGAUUCAUCGCCUGAACCGACCGCGGACGAGCUGUACGGCGAGGGCGAGUACGUCCACGCGCGGCGGCCGCCGCCGCCGCCGCCGGCGGCGCCCCGGCCCGCGGCGAAGCGCAAGUCCGCCGCGGUGAGAAGGCUCGAACGCCUCGGUCUCAAGCCGCGCUCGCCGGACACGGAGCUCGUCGAGCGGUCGAGCUCUUCGUUCCCAUCGUUCGACGACUUCCGGCUCGCGUCGCCGUCGCCGGGCGCGGGCGGCGCGCAGGGCGGGUACCGCCCGCCUUCGCGAGGGUUCGGGCGGAGGAAGGGCGUCGACGUGUCGCUCUUAUCCGACGGGGAAGACGACGACGGGGACGCCUUCGGCUUCGGCGCCGGCGCCGGCGUCGCCCGCAGUCGCCGCGACGACCACCGCGACGAGCGGGAGCAGGAGCUCGCGCGAGAGAGGGAGACGGCGCUGCGGGAGCGAGAGAUGCUUCGCCUGCGCGACCAAGAGGCCAGGUGGCGGCGCGAGCGACGCGAGCGCGAGGAGCGCGCGCUGCGACAAGAGCGGCAGCGGCUGGAAGACUUGAGGCGCGAGCUUCAGGAGAUUGAACUCCGGAAGCGCCGGCAGGAGGCGUUCGACGCGCGCGGACGCGAGGAGGAGAUGGAACUCCGCGCGAUUCGGCUGGAGAAUAAAAAGAUGCUGCGGAGAGUCGAGCAGAGCAGGAUCGCGGCCGCGCGGCCGCCCGCGCGACGCGCGCGGACGCCGCUGCACGACCGCGGGGACCCGUUCGGCGGCGGCAUGGACCGCGGGCACGUCCUCGGCGGGAUCGACUUACGAAGAGGGCGCAUAUCCAACGCCAACGCCAACGCCAACUCGAACCACCCCGGAGGAAGACGCGGCGGCGGCGGGCCGUACAAGUCAAAGUUUCAACGCGCCGCGGAGCGAGACGACGGCGCGGCGCGCGAGAGGCGAAGACGCGAGGAACACGCCGCGUGGGAGAAGUCCGAGCGGCAGCGCGCGUACUCCGAGAUGGUCUCCAGGCGACAUAAGCCCCACGUCAGCGAGCGCGCGAAGCUGGAGCUCGUCGCGCGCGCGGACCUCCCGCGUCCGGGGUUUGAAGAGAGCCUGGGUUCGCCCGCGCACGUGCUCAGGCGCGUUUUAUCUCACGCCGGUCCUCAUACGAACUCGUCCGCGCGACGCGGCAGCCGGGUGUCGCAGGUCAAGCGCGAACGGGCGCACGCGGAGCGGCGCGCGGAGCGGCGCGCGGACGACGCCGCGCGCGCGAGAAGGCGAGAGAGAGCCGCGAACGCGCGGCCGCCGAGUCAUUACCCCGGGUACGGGUACAAAGACUCCGCGGCGGCGGCGGCGGCGGCGGCGGCGAGGACGCGGAACCGAGCGGCGUACCGGUUCCUCGCGCCGCCGGACCCGGCGUUCGAUUACUACGCCCUGGACGAGCGCCCCGUCGGCGCCGCGGGGAAGAAUCACUCCUCGUACGACGUCGACUACGACCCCGUGCGAUACAGCGACGACGACGACGAGCGGGACCCGUGGGAGGCGCUGGCGUCGCCGGGAGACUACGACCACGACCACGACGACGGCGACGGCGGCGCGAUUGAUUUCGACGGCGACGGCCGCGUGAGUCCGGUAAAAUCCGGUCCGCAUCCGCCGCGCCGGUCCGCGUCUUUCCUUCCUUGGACGCGGCCGAAUCUCGGAGAGCGCGAUAGUAGCCCGCGCGCCCUCUUAAAGCGCGCCUUCGCCGCACGUUUCCCGCUUCGUAUCGCGCGCCACCGCGAAGCGUCGUCGCACUUCUCCCCUCGCGCCGCCGCCCCCCCGCCCACGCGCGCGCGCGACGAAACCGCCGCCUCCGGUCCCUCCCCUCCUCUCGCGAUGCCUCGCUCGUCCGUUUCGCGCGUCGCGCCCGCGCUCCUCGCGCUCGCGCUCUUCGCCGGCGACGUCCUCGCCGCGGACGCGGCCGUGUAUUACGGCCGCCACCGCGGCUGGGGCGGCGCGACGGUCGUUCGCCGCACGACGGUCGUUCGCCGGCCCACCUACGGCCGCGGCGUCGCCGUCGUCGGACGACGCGGGCUCCUGCAGGACGACGACGAAUACGACGCGUCGUACGAGGCGCCGGACGUCGAGGACGACGUCCUCGACGCCGCCGCGCUCGCGCCCGCGCCCGCGCCGGCGUCCGCCGCGGUCGCCGCGGACGGCUGCCUCACCGUGCUCGACGUCGUCGAGACGCGUCCCGAGCUGAGCGCGCUGCGCGACGCGCUCGCGUCGCUGCCGAACAUCCGCGCGGCGAUGGACGACGCGUCGCGGACGGACACGUUCUUCGCGCCGACGAACGACGCGAUCGACGGGCUGACGCGAUGGGGCGGCUUCGUGGAGCGCGCCAAGGGCAUCGACGAGAUGCUCGGCGACGUCUCCCUGAAAGCGCUCAUCAUCGCCUACCACGCCGUCCCGGGCGUCGCCUACGACGCGGCGACGCUCGCCGAGCUCGGCGCCUCGGGCGCGUCCUUCGUCCCUUCGUCUCGCGCACUAGUCCCCAUACGACCGCGUCGGCGUGGCGUCGACAACUACCUCGACACCGGCCUCGCGCGCAUCCUCGCCGCGGGCGACGUCGUGGACGACGACGCCGGCGGCGGCUCGUCCGCCGCGGAGCCUCUCGUCGUGGACGAGCACGAGGGGAACGUCUUCAUCAAGGGCAUCGGCAGCGAGGCGAAGGUUUUGACCGCGGACGUCGCCACGUGCGGCGGCGGGUUCGUGCACCUUAUCGACGCGGUGUUGUUGCCCAUCGACGGCGACGGCGUGCUCGACGAGUUUCAACAGCGGCGCGUGAAGGCGAUCCGCGACCGCGCGCGCGCCAUCGCGGAAACGCGGCGCGCGGCGAGGACCGAGGACGAGGACGACGUCGACGAGGACGAGGACGACGCGGGGACGGCGGCGGCGCCCGCGGCGGCGCCAGCCGCGGCGGGUCGCCGCGGACGCGGCGGCGGCCGUUCGCUGCUCCAGGCUGCCCGCGUCGACGUCGAGGGCGUGCUCGAAUCCGUCGGCGCGAUGGUGAACGAGAUCCAGCGCGUCGUCGAGACCGCGGACGAGGACGACGUUCGGAAGAUCGUGGACGCCGUCGGCGAGAUGGUCGAGGACGUGCGCGAGACCGUCGACGACGCCGACGCCGCCGACGCGCCCGCGCCCGCGGCCCGCCGCCGCGCGCUGAAACAGCUCGACGACGCGGACGCGGACCUGGAGAUGCUGAUGCCCGAGGUGCCCGACGAGUGGGGCGAGAUGGAGAUGGCGCCCGCGCCCGCGCCGGCGCCCGAGAUGAUGACGCGCCGCCGCCGCGCGCUGAAGCAGGUCGACGUGGACGUGGAGUCGCCGAUGGAAGAGGUCGACGAGUGGGGCGAGAUGGACGGGAUGGCGCCCGCGCCCGCGCCGACGCCGACGCGCCGCCGCGCGCUCAAGCAGUACGAUCUCGACGACUACGAGAUGCCCGACCUCGACGGCGACCUCGCGGGUAUGGCUCCCACGCCCGCGCCCGCGCCCGCGCCCGCGCGCCGCCGCCGCCGCCGGCUGCUGCAACGGGCGACGCUCACCGACGUUGGUGGGGCGAUCCAGACCGCGGGCGAGGACUUGGUCGCGCGCGUGGGAGACCUCAUCGCGGAGGCGACGGACGAGGACGUGAUGGACGGGAUGGCGCCCGCGCCCGCGCCGAUGAUGGCGUGA
Messenger RNA from Micromonas pusilla CCMP1545, 5031 nucleotides. RefSeq lists its product as uncharacterized. Bases 1 to 5031 code for a protein of 1676 amino acids. The record is from RefSeq and is a predicted model, not a curated record. The transcript is spliced from 6 exons. Lineage: Eukaryota; Viridiplantae; Chlorophyta; Mamiellophyceae; Mamiellales; Mamiellaceae.